AUGAGUCAUCCAAGAAGCAAACUAUUACCAAUAAAAUCAGAAUUACAACAGCUAAUAAAAAAUGCGGAUUAUUCCAAAAUGGCCGAUUUCCUUGGCGAUAUUUUACUGAACAUUCACGACAUCGGAGGUCAGCCAGGCUUCUUGGAAAUGCUACCAGCCCUGAGCACUGGUCCGGCCAUGUAUCUAGUGUUCUUAGAUCUCAGUAAGGAACUUGACAAGCUGUACAAAAUACCUUUCAGUCGAGAUGGCAUGGAAAUUAUUCCCUUCAAUUCUGUUCACACUACAGAAGCCACAAUCUCUCAAAUCCUCACCUCUAUUGCCAGUGUCCAUUGCAUCUCAAGAGAUCCCACUCCUCUUAUUAAUGUUGGCAGAGCUAGUGAUGCUCUUAAAGAAAGAGUAACAACUUUUAAACAAGUUAAACCGGUAGCAGCCUUGAUAGGCACACACAAAGACAAGCUGACCGACCCCGCGAGACAAAUCAGAGAGAAAAAUGAGGCACUUGAAAAAGUUAUCCAAAAAUUCCCUGAAAUUAUUAUUUCUCCAGGAUCAGAAGAGCAGAAUAUUGAGCACAGCGAACCUCUAGACGGAGCCCGUACACAAUCAGGUUCAAUAUCUUGUUUCUUUUCAGUAGAUAACCUCAAUGGAACUGAAGUGUCUGACAUUGGCCCCGUUCGUAAUUUCUUAAGUCGAACAAUUUUGGCUCGUUUCAAAAAUGCUUCUCUUCCAAUUCGACCAAAAUGGCUCAUUUUUGGGUUGCUUCUUCGAAAACAAUUUCAUAUAGCUACAAUUGAAGAUUGCUUUGAAUUAGGAGAAAUGCUAGAAAUGCAGAAAGAAGAAGUAAAAGUGUGUCUCUGGUAUCUUCACAACUGUGUUGGUACGAUCCUCCAUUACACCAACGUACCUGGUGAUGACGGUUGGCUCAAGGGUCAUGUGAUCUGUACCCUUCAAGCUAUCUUUGAUAGCAUCAGCCAGUUUAUUCUCCUUUCUAUGCGAACGCUUCACUCAGGAGGUCCAGUUACCAACCACGAGCAAGCCGAGUUGGUUAAGAAGGGACAGUUCUCGAUCAAAUCCAUUGAGAUGUGUUGCAGAAACGUGGAAAUUUCUGAACUUAUUCCCGCAAAGCAUCUCAUUAAGUUAUUGGAGCACGUCAAACUUCUGUCCCCGAUAUCUCAUAAGGAUGAAUCAUCAGCGGAAGGUGUUCGCAUUACCUACUUAAUGCCGGCUGUUUUGGAGUGUGCUUCACGAGAGGAGCUGGCGAACCCACCUCCACCAGACACCAACAACCCAGAACCACUCCACAUCACAUUCAGCUUUGGUUACGUACCAACAGGAGUCUUCUGUGGGCUCAUCACUCGACUAGUUUCCCAAGGCCGCCAUGGAAUACUCGGAUUGACGUGGAAGUUGGUGGAAGAUGGUGUCAAGAGAAACUGCGUCUCUUUUCUGAUUGCGAAAUCAAAUAAGAUAACGUUAAUAUCUCAUGAAAGGAGUUACGAAAUACGAGUUACUCGAAAUCACGCCCGUCUCUCCCUGCACGACCUUUGCACCUAUGUUCUCUCGGUAGUUCUCUACACUCUCACGAGCAUGUACGAGCAGCUAGUCCCACAAGUUGCGUUCCAGUGCCCAUGUCCUGGUCACAGCUCAAGCAGGGAUAGAAAUUCCUUGUGUAUUCUGACGGAAGAUGUAUGGAUUCAGUUUCUGUGUGGCAGUAAUCCCGUUACCUUGAGGAAGGAGCAGACAGUUUGGCUUGGAAAGACCAAGAAGGUUGGUGAGAAAGCUGAACUAGAGGUGCUAAAGUUUGCUGAGGAAGGUUUCUCCUUCCACUGGACCAAAGAGGGCUCCAGACGUCAGAUCAAGACAACUGAUGAUCAGCCCAACACUCUGAGCUUCCCGAGUGUGAGAGAGGAGGACUUUGGUCACUACCAGUGUGAGGUGAAGGAUGCAGCUGCUGAGAAAGUGCUCCUCACUCUCUACAGAGCUCUCUACAAAGAGGAGUCAAGUGAAUUCUCUACUGAAAGGAAUGAAGAGCCAAAAAGCAAUGACACUAAAUCUAUUGUAAAGACACCAUCAUCAGAUGAGGGGUCCCUGUCACCAGAAAGGCUCCAAUACUCAGCAGCUCCAGUCCAGAGAGCAGAAACUCCAAUAUCAUCAUCAGCUGGUGGUGACAGUCAAUUCCGUACUCAAAAAGGACCACCCGCUAAUCGAGUCGCUCUCCAAGAACUAAUGGGACGAUACAAUCUGACUAACGAGCAACUCAACCGUGAAAUAAGUAACCCUAAUUUUUCCUACCUGGCCAUAUAUUUCGAUGAUGUGGAAAUUUAUUCGAAUGCCAUGGGACUAGCUUCUGCUGAACAAGCCGAUGUGAAGAGGUUAUACCAUAGCGAAGGUUCCCAAGCAGCCAUGUUAAAGUGUUUGAAAAUCUGGAAACAACACAAUUCUUCUCAAGCAAGUUACAGAGCUCUACUGGAUAUCAUACUGAGAUUGGGGAAAGGAGACACAGCUGAUAAAAUCUGUCAGCAAUUGACCCAACGUAAGUACAUGUAUAUCAGUGCCCCUCCCCUUUUCCUCGCCCCUCUAACAAGCAACUGAGCCGGUAGCUAUGCAACUCAUGCAUGUAACUGAACUCACACCAGAGAAGUAUUUUAUAAUGAGUACAUAGCUAGUAGGUUGUACAUGAUUAUAGGAUUGACAGUGCAAUUGUGUGUUUUCAAUCAUAUUUCACCGCGUUUCGUCUGACUGACUAAGUAAGUAAGUAUGUA
Halichondria panicea is the source of this 2756-nucleotide messenger RNA. RefSeq lists its product as uncharacterized. Bases 1 to 2586 code for a protein of 861 amino acids. The record is from RefSeq and is a predicted model, not a curated record. Lineage: Eukaryota; Metazoa; Porifera; Demospongiae; Suberitida; Halichondriidae. The transcript is spliced from 5 exons.